ACAUAAUUGGUACAUCUGAUUUAUCUGUUAUAUUGCGACGACAAAAUUUAAACACUUCCUUGAGCGGCUAAUUGCCAGGUCCGCGCAUUAAAGACCGCCACUUUGGCACCAUGUUGUCCAGAGCUCUUGCGCGCUCUGCGCGACCAUCGAUGCUCCCAAGAUCAACCUUAAUAGCUCCCGCUAUAUUUAGACAAUCUAAACCGCCAGUUCCAAUAUGGGCCCGAGGUAUGGCUAAGAAAAGUUCAAGAGGCAUUCCACCAAAUCCUCAGUCCUCCCAAUCCAACCCCUCCAAAGCCGAGCCUACUCCCUCGCCUUCGCAGUCUGCGCAACCUGAGAAAUUUGAGAAGUCUGAGAAGCCUGAGCAGCCUGCGCAACAUGCCGAUUUCCAAGAUACCCCUACCGAAUCUUCCAGCUCGAAACCCGACCUUAGCUCCCUUCCCGAUCUCACCCAAGGUAUCCCGUCUACACUAGAGUAUGAGACGGCCGGCGCUACCAAUAAAUCGGCACUGGCCGCCGUUGAAGAUGACACGCAUGAAACAAAAGAAGGUGGUCGCGGUCGUGGAGAGCUACCAGCCUCUGCAUACAUCAGUUCGACGGAGAAGCGACGAAAUCGAUUUGCCAACGUCAUGUACGCCCUAGCACUGGGUACCGGAAUUCUUGGAUUUGCUUAUCUCGGCCGUGACUGGGAUGAGGAUGAAGCUCAGGCGCAUACCGACAUUCCUACCGGCUGGUCACUUAGCUUAUGGUGGAAACGCAUGAUGGCUCGCUUCGGUGAUGUCACGAGUUAUUAUAGCGAGCCGGCCUUCGAAAAGCUGCUUCCCGAUCCCGAUCCCAUGUUCGAGCGGCCCUACACCCUCUGUAUAAGUUUGGAAGAUUUGCUCCUACACAGUGAAUGGACACGCGAACACGGCUGGAGAGUUGCGAAGCGACCCGGCGUUGACUAUUUCUUGCGCUAUCUCAGCCAGUACUAUGAGCUAGUGCUGUUUACGAGCGUUCCGUUUGCCAUAGGAGAGCCUUUAGUUCGGAAACUAGACCCUUUUCGAUUUAUCGUAUGGCCUUUGUUUAGGGAAGCUACUAAAUACAAGGACGGGGAAAUCGUCAAGGAUUUGUCAUAUCUAAACCGUGAUCUGUCUAAGGUUAUCAUAAUCGACACUAAGGCCGACCAUGUACGAAACCAACCCGAGAACGCCAUCGUGCUCAAGAAAUGGGAAGGCGAUCCCAAGGAUACUGAGCUUGUGGCGCUAAUCCCCUUCCUCGAAUACAUUCACACCAUGCAAUACAAGGAUGUGCGAGAAGUUCUGAAAUCUUUUGAGGGCAAGCACAUCCCGACUGAGUUUGCGCGCCGGGAGGCGAUAGCGCGUGCCGCAUUCCAGAAGCGAUUUGAGGCGGAAAAACGGAAGCGGAAGAGCGGUAUGGGGGCUCUCGGUAGCAUGAUAGGCCUGAAGCCGAGCAACAUGAGUAUGAUGGUGUCGCAGGAUGGUGAAAUUAGCCCAAGCGAGGCAUUCGCGCAGGGCAAGAUGUUGCAGGAUAUCGCACGUGAACGUGGCCAGCGCAACUACAGGAUGAUUGAAAAGGAGAUCCGCGAAAACGGCGAAAAAUGGCUAAAGGAGGAGCAGAUGGCCAACGAAAAAGCCCAGGCCGAGGCCAUGACAAGCAUGAAGUCCUCCUUCACCAAUUGGUUCCUACCUGCUUCCAAACAGGGGGAACAGGCGCAAAACGCCAACACUCAGAGUGCCGAUUCUACCCCUUCUAAAGCCGAAGGGGGAAAUGCCAAGGAAUCUUAAAAGCAAAGAUAUCAGGAAAGGCAAAUUGCUAUUUCGAAUAAUUGUAUGAUAGGUAGAGAAGAGGAGGGAACGAAUACCCGGAGAAGGGGGGCAGGAAGGAUGGGUUUUGGUGCAUUUACAAACGAAUGCAUCGUGCGCUG
Messenger RNA from Hypoxylon fragiforme, 1924 nucleotides. Its product is annotated as NIF-domain-containing protein. The record is from RefSeq and is a predicted model, not a curated record. The coding region runs from base 111 to 1784 and encodes 557 amino acids. The transcript is spliced from 2 exons. NCBI's taxonomy places the organism in Eukaryota, Fungi, Ascomycota, Sordariomycetes, Xylariales, Hypoxylaceae. Gene Ontology annotation, molecular function: phosphoprotein phosphatase activity.